Messenger RNA from Populus nigra (black poplar), 2111 nucleotides. RefSeq names its product CDP-diacylglycerol--serine O-phosphatidyltransferase 1-like. Bases 693 to 1961 code for a protein of 422 amino acids. The transcript is spliced from 13 exons. Gene Ontology annotation, biological process: phosphatidylserine biosynthetic process. The record is from RefSeq and is a predicted model, not a curated record. Gene Ontology annotation, molecular function: L-serine-phosphatidylethanolamine phosphatidyltransferase activity. Lineage: Eukaryota; Viridiplantae; Streptophyta; Magnoliopsida; Malpighiales; Salicaceae.
UAUUUCCUGUGGGGUCUUAUUCUUUGUACUAUUUAUUUAUUUAUUUAUUUAUUUUAAUCCCUGAUUUGCAUGUAUUGUAAGCUUAAUAGCGUUGUAAUAAAAAGAAAAAGAAAAAGAAAAAGGUUGUUUAUUUCUCUCUAGGCCUUAGUUUUGACCGCUUGUAGUAACCUUUUUCCAAUCAUUAAUGGGUUUUAAUAUUGUUACUCGUGUACAUGGUUAAUGUGUUCUCUUGAAUAUGAGAUUUAGUUCGGUUAAUUCUCUUAAAGUUUAAUGCCUUGGAUUUUGAAUCCUGUAACUCUAAAUUCUAUUCAAUCAUGUUUUUAGAAAUUUUAAUUUUUUUUUUAUAAUUUUGAAUCAUUUUAAUAUACUGAUAUUAAAAAUAAAAUUUUAAAAAUAUAAAAAAUUAUUUUAAUAUAAACACAAUAUCUGCCACAUUUUCAAAUAAUUACAUGGUUAAGCCGUAGCAGAUUUUUGAGACUGUAAAAGAAUUAGAUGAACUUCAUUUCUGCCUAUAUUAGUACAGGGGCUUGGAGUUUUUUGACAUGCCUUCUACACUGUCAAAUUUAUCCUUGAACCAUCAGGCUUCUUAAAAAAAAGGAAAAGAGAUGGAUGAUUAAAAGAGUUAUGGAACUCAGCUUGAAGUUUGGAUCUUUUUCAAGCGAGCAAGUUGCAUCUCCUAAGCUCUGGCGAUCAUGGAGCUGAAUGGUCUAAAGAAAGCGAGGGGAACGGACCAUCUUAAUCAAACAAAUGGUGAUCUGGCAUUAGCAAGUGUUGGUGCUGUAGAUCCCUGGACUGCAUGGGCAUAUAAGCCGCGUACUAUUUCGUUGUUACUUAUUGGUGCUUGCUUUCUAAUAUGGGCAAGUGGAGCCCUUGAUCCAGAGAUCAGCACAUCUGGUGAUGUUGUUACAUCUGUGAAAAGGGGUGUAUGGGCAAUGAUUGCAGUUUUUCUUGGUUAUUGCUUGCUACAGGCCCCCUCGACGAUUUUAAUAAGGCCACAUCCAGCAAUUUGGCGCUUGGUUCAUGGAUUGGCGAUUGUUUAUCUUGUUGCCCUGACAUUUUUGCUUUUUCAGAAGCGUGAUGAUGCUCGGCAAUUUAUGAAGUUUCUCCACCCUGACCUUGGAGUUGAACUACCUGAAAGAUCAUAUGGUGCUGAUUGCCGCUUUUAUGUGCCUGAAAAUCCUACAAGCAGGUUUAAGAAUGUUUGGGACACUCUUUUUGAUGAAUUUGUUCUAGCGCAUAUCUUUGGAUGGUGGGGCAAGGCUAUUUUAAUCCGUAAUCAGCCACUUCUGUGGGUAUUGUCAAUUGGAUUUGAGCUGAUGGAGUUUACCUUCCGCCACAUGCUACCAAACUUCAAUGAGUGCUGGUGGGACAGUAUCGUUCUCGAUAUUUUGAUAUGCAAUUGGUUUGGCAUUUGGGCCGGAAUGCAUACAGUCAGGUAUUUUGAUGGAAAAACAUACGAGUGGGUUGGUAUAAGUCGCCAACCUAAUAUUAUGGGCAGGGUCAAACGAACAUUGGGACAAUUUACACCAGCACAAUGGGACAAAGAUGAAUGGCAUCCCUUGCUUGGUCCAUGGCGAUUUAUCCAAGUUCUUAGUCUCUGUAUUGUCUUCCUGAUGGUAGAGCUUAACACAUUCUUUUUGAAGUUUUGUCUUUGGGUUCCUCCUCGAAACCCGAUGAUAGUGUACAGGUUGAUCUUGUGGUGGCUAAUUGCGAUACCUACAACACGUGAAUACAAUUCAUAUCUCCAAGACCGAAAACCCGUGAAAAAGGUUGGGGCAUUUUGCUGGCUUUCCCUUGCUAUUUGCAUCGUAGAACUUCUCAUUUGCAUCAAGUUUGGACAUGGUCUUUAUCCUAAACCAAUGCCUGUGUGGUUGGCCAUCUUCUGGACAUCUGUUGGAGUUGGCCUCGUAAUAUUCCUGAUUAUGUGGUCAUGGAAAAGUUUGGGAAGGAAGAGACGAUGAUUUCGCUAGCAUGUUACACUAUUCUUUUAUUCCUUCAUGUUCUUAUCGGUAUAUCCAUCUUGUGAAUACCCUAUCACUUCAUGGAAUUGUAAAUGCUUAUUCUCUUAGGUUAGUGGAUCUCAGUUCUCAAUAGAGUAUUCAAUUAUUUUA